Cooperia oncophora is the source of this 351-nucleotide messenger RNA. The record is from the annotation of a GenBank genome assembly. Lineage: Eukaryota; Metazoa; Nematoda; Chromadorea; Rhabditida; Trichostrongylidae.
AUGACAAAGUACGAGCAAUUUCGUGGUCGGAGUCCCGACCGGAUUUGUUGGCAAUUCAGUACUACCAGCAUCCAACGGAAUUUCGAUCGAUUGAAGGAGGAGCAGAGAGGUGAUGCAAAAAGCUGUAAUUUGCAGAACACAAGUGUCGCCCACCUGGACGUUACGAUUGUGCCCGCAUGGGUAAGUGCAGCACCCGUAGGAUCGUCAUUCGCUAAGGGAGGACGUAUGGCAACGCACUAUCGUGAAUGGGACGAUGCGAAGCAAAUGUGGCAUUAUAGUGUUGAAGUGAAGAAGGUGAGUGGGAAAGGAACUACGUCAAGUUUCAUAAAAAAGUUAUACAUAGGAAGCUGA